AUGAGCACGCCCCGACAUCCGUACGCAUCGCGACACCCGCCGCCGCCGCCGCCGAGACACCAGGGGCAUCCGCAGGCGUAUCCUCCGCAGGCGCACUCGCGCUCUCACUCGCAAUCAAGCACACACUCGUACUCGCACUCGCAGCAGUCGCACGCGAGCUCCUCCCAGGCGCAGUCAUCCCAGGGCCUCUCGCACCCGCCCUCGCACCCGGAUUCGCGCUCGCCGUCGGCGCACUCGCAGUCCCAGUCGCCGUACAUGACAGGCGCGCCGCCGCCCGUCCCGCCCACGUUCGCGAGUAUCAUGAAUGCGUACCCCGCGCCGCCGAUCGUCGGCCGUGGGCAGGGGGGCCAUGGUCGGGGGCACGACCAGGAGCAUGACCAGGACCAGCGACAAGGACGCGCACGCGCACACGAGAGGCCGGGGACUGGGACGUCGGGCACCGGGUCACGGUCGGGAUCGGGGUCGGGGUCGGAGCGGAGCACGGUGAACGGGAACGGGAAGAGGGCGAGGAGCGAGAGCGGUAGCGUGGGUAUGAGCGAUGGGGAGGGUGAGCGGUGACACGGUGAGUGAUUUGCGGGCGUGGGGGGUCGGUGCGCGGUGGUGGUGCGGAGCUUGAUUGUACCGCCUCGUCGUGUCUUUGACCGCUUUUUUUCAACAUAUCUCCGCCUCUCCUUCCCCAUUCUUUUCCACUUUUCUGCGUCUUCCGUCCGUUCCGGUCCGUUCUGCUUGCGUCAUCGGUCGUCGUCGUCGUUCGUAUGUCGUCGUUAGAGCUGGGUGCGUUUGCUGCGGGGCUGGGCUGAGCUGCACGGCCCGUUGUAUACGAGUAUAGUAUGAGUGUAUCGCGGUUAAUUGGCAUCCGGCGUCGCGUCGUGUCGUUGGAUGUGGGUGUUGACGAACGCGCGAGGUGCCUCUGAAUUUUUCUGUUCGAGUGUUUUAUCUCCUCUCCUGCGCGCAGGCACGGGGACGGUGGGGCCAGCGUGGUUAUACGACGUCCCCUCGUUGGGCGACUUUGGGUAUCAC
Messenger RNA from Heterobasidion irregulare TC 32-1, 1020 nucleotides. RefSeq lists its product as uncharacterized. The coding region runs from base 1 to 558 and encodes 185 amino acids. The record is from RefSeq and is a predicted model, not a curated record. The transcript is spliced from 2 exons. NCBI's taxonomy places the organism in Eukaryota, Fungi, Basidiomycota, Agaricomycetes, Russulales, Bondarzewiaceae.